Rhodofomes roseus is the source of this 1608-nucleotide messenger RNA. RefSeq names its product DUF155-domain-containing protein. The transcript is spliced from 13 exons. The coding region runs from base 81 to 1418 and encodes 445 amino acids. The record is from RefSeq and is a predicted model, not a curated record. Lineage: Eukaryota; Fungi; Basidiomycota; Agaricomycetes; Polyporales; Fomitopsidaceae.
ACCUCAUUGACAUUUCGGACUUGCCACUGCCAGUGGUCGUUGCACACUCCCCGGUUCCCGUUGAUCACCUCUAGUCUGCCAUGUCCGCUGGUCAGUCAACACAGAAAAUCGUUGCACAAGUCGUGCCGGAGGCCAAGGCUCGCGGUGCAAACCGGUCGACAAAGGUCGCGGGCAAGCUAAAGGUGUUGCCAGAGCAGCCAGAACCUGUUUUGCCAGCGAAGAAGGUCGAGGUCCCCGCACCCCCGAAAGACGCGGCGGUAGCCGAGGAGAGCGAGGAGGAAGCGGAAAGCGAUGAGGACGGAGAUGAUGAGGAGGAGCCGGAAGACGUAGAGGUCUACAACCAAAUCGACCUAAUACCGGCUGGCACUGCAAGACGGGAUGCAUUACGCUUGACGAAACGAAAGGCGAAGUCGUUACCGCGCGUGACUGCCUAUGCCACUGCUGGUUCCUAUCGGUUCCCGGAGUUGAUGAAGUUCUUCAAUGCGAGGCGUUCUUCAUACCACACUAACCCCCGAAUCAUUGACGAGGUUAUCUACACACCCUAUGCUUACGACGAACACGCCGAGGCGUCCUCCGGCUCGCAGCGUCAAGUACGCUUUCAGGCUGGUUCGCCGGAUACUGGGGAUUUGCUCGGCGUACCGGAGCUAGCACCGGACAGAGAUGGGCAUGCUCAUACAGACGGCGAACAGGAAGUCACCAAACGUAGGAGGAAGCACAAGUUCCUAGUGCCCGAGACUCCCAGGGAGGCGGAGAUAUUCAUGUUCAAGUACGGAACGGUUGUGCUCUGGGGCAUGACUGAGGCCCAGGAGAAGCGGUUCCUCUCGUCAAUCAAGCGAUUUGAGGUGGACAAACUAGCCCCGCACGAUGCAGAGAUGGAAGAUCUCAAUUACUAUUACGCGAAUUAUAGCCGGAUCUACAACGAUGUGAUCACUCUGCGUGUGGGAUCAGGUUACAUGACAAAGCUCUCACUGUCGCAUGCUUUGUCGCAGUCUGUCAAGAUUUCUCUGUUUGAGGAGCUCAUCUCGACAACCAUCGAAGAGACCAAGGACAUUCCCGAGAUCAUAAGCGAGACAGGGAAGAUCGGGAUGCCGCAUAAAGAUAUCAUGCGAAAGAUUGGCGAGCUGUUUCUAUUGAGGACAAAUAUCAAUUCGGUCGGAUCAGUGCUAGACUCCCCGGAAGUGUUCUGGACGUACCCUGAUUUGCAACCGCUGUACGAUGCAGCACGCGACUACUUAGAAAUUCCUCAGCGAAUCGACUUGCUCAACACUCGUGUCGAGGUCCUACAAGAUAUGCUCCAGCUUCUCAAAGAGACCGUGUCGAGCCGGCAUGCGGAACGUCUCGAGCAGAUUGUCAUCGCUCUGAUCGUGGUAGAGAUAGUCCUCGGGAUCAUAACGAUUAUCGUUGACCUGUUCGCAUAAUCUCGUGGACUACGCCUGGCGUUGACGGGGAAACCUUGAUUACUAUCACUAUACCACACACGUCGCAUUGUAGCACAAGUAGUCGUAUAUCCAUCCGAGGUAUCGUAAGGUUCCGGAGUUGUCUAUAAGACGCAUCAGUACGAAUGAGGUGCACGUUUAGCCCCUUUGGCAAGGCAGGCACCGAGGGUCU